AUGUCUACCGACUCUGUCAUCUCGUCGCCUGAACGGCUCAACACGAAAAACGAGACUAGAAGCGCGAAACUGGCAUUUCGGCAUCUCAGCUAUCGUGUUCAAGGCACGAAGGACAAAGGGAAAGUGCUUGUCGACAAUGUUUCUGUGCUCGUAAAACCUGGGGAGCUAUUGGCUAUAAUGGGACCGUCCGGGGCGGGGAAGAGCACUCUUCUGGAUCUUAUGGCCUUUCGAAAACCUGCCCUAGCCGGUGGAAAGGUCCAGCUCAAUGGAGAUGACAUGACUGCCGAGGCUAUGCAGAAAAUCUCGACUUUUGUCGAGCAGGAGGACGCCUUAAUUGGCGUCUUGACCGUCCGUGAAAGCGUUUCAUACGCAUUGCGCCUUCAUCUUCCUCUUCUCUCGCGUCGGGAAUCCGCUGCACGAGUAAACCAGGUUCUGUCCGCUUUAGGCCUGCAAUCUUGUGCCGAUCAACGAAUUGGUACGCCCAUAUCCCGCGGUAUCUCGGGCGGUCAAAAACGACGUGUCACCGCUGCGUGUGCUAUGGUAACAUUCCCUCGCCUACUCUUACUUGAUGAGGUCACCUCAGGGCUCGACAGCACCUCUGCUUACCAAGUAGUCGGUGCAAUUCGUGCAUUAGCCCGUGCCGAGGGAAUGUUUGUGAUCGCAAGCAUCCAUCAGCCUUCGUUGGAGACGCUCUCGACCUUCGACAACUUACUGCUUCUGGCUCCGGGAGGCGUAACGUGCUACAAUGGGCCGGUGGAUGGAUUGGCUGCUUUCAUGGAGCGUUGGGGACAUCCUGUUGGUCGGUUUAGCAACCCAUCUGACCAUGCCAUGGCAUUUCUCAGCACUGAUUUUGCUGGCCCUGAAGAGGGGACCACGACAGGUCACGCCAUGGAAUCUAGCGCGCACUCUCUACGGCAAUUUUAUUUGGCCGAAAGCGCUUCCAUUGACUUGGUCUCUGAAGACUCUGAAGACUCUGCUCGGGCUAUACAUGCCCCAGGUUCGGAGUUGGUUGAAUACGGCAAGGCCACUCCGUUCGUUACCCUUGUCCUCCAUACUCUUAUCUUGGCUGAACGCACAACCAUCAACUACGCUCGUAACCUCCUUGCAUAUGGUGUGAGAGCAGGAAUGUAUGCUGGCAUGGGUGCAAUGCUUGCGCUCAUAUGGAUAAACCUGGGGACAGCCGACUCUACGAUAAAUGACCGACUUUCAGUGCAUUUCUACAGUGUCGCCUUUCUUGCUUUUAUGUCUGUCGCUGGUAUUCCUAGCUUUCUAGAGGAACGAGCGGUUUAUUAUCGCGAGUCUAAGAAUGGGUUGUAUACGACUCUCCCUUUCGUCCUCUCAAAUACGCUGGUCAACAUGCCAUUCCUCUUCUUCUGCGUUUUGCUGUUUAGCGUGAUCUCGUAUUGGGCGAUUGGUCUUCACGCAGGAGCAUCGGCGUUCUUCCGCUUCCUCGCCUUUCUUUACCUCGCCAUUCUUGCUGCCGAGAGUCAGGUGCAAAUUGUUGCCGCACUUGUGCCUAUCUUCGUUGCUGCGCUUGCAAUCGGUGCUUUCAUCAAUGGCUUCUGGAUGAGCGUCGGCGGUUACUUCAUUAAAGCGCGUUCUCUACCACGUUUCUGGUUCUAUUCGUUUCAUUAUAUGGACUACCAGCGUUACGCAUUCGAGCUGCUGGCCAACUCCGACUUACGGGGCUUAACAUUCCGUUGCACGGACUCGUGCGCCUGUGCGUAUCCUUCUAGCGCACCAGACACUUGCACAGUUUCUGGUGAUGACGUUCUGUCCUAUCUUGAUGUGGGCGGGAUCUCGUAUGGCAAGUGGUCAGCAGUUUUAAUUGGAAUCACGGUCCUUUAUCGGAUUGGCCUUUAUGUUGCACUGAGGACGAGAUCAGGAUGA
Messenger RNA from Mycena indigotica, 1890 nucleotides. RefSeq names its product ABC transporter domain-containing protein. Bases 1 to 1890 code for a protein of 629 amino acids. Gene Ontology annotation, molecular function: ATP hydrolysis activity; ATP binding; ABC-type transporter activity. The record is from RefSeq and is a predicted model, not a curated record. Gene Ontology annotation, cellular component: membrane. NCBI's taxonomy places the organism in Eukaryota, Fungi, Basidiomycota, Agaricomycetes, Agaricales, Mycenaceae. The transcript has 17 exons.